This is a messenger RNA of Dibothriocephalus latus, 335 nucleotides long. The record is from the annotation of a GenBank genome assembly. Lineage: Eukaryota; Metazoa; Platyhelminthes; Cestoda; Diphyllobothriidea; Diphyllobothriidae.
UAACUGACGAACUUCGUGACACACAUGCCCGAGUCGUUGCCGAAAACAAACGCUAUCUUAAGGAACUGGAACAUCUGCAGGAGGAGUUCGAUCAGUACAAGGCCGAAAAUAACAUGGAGGAGGUCGGAAAACAGAUUGCAGAGAAGGAUCUCAAGAUUUCCCAGUUGGAGGUUGCACAGCACCACGCUAAAUCCGAUAUUGAAAUCCUCAACGUUCGUCUGCAGAAUGCGAAUUCGCUGUUGGAGGAGAACGAACAGAGGUUGAGGGUUACAACCAAAGAACGACAGAACCUUGUGCACCGCAUUGCCCAGUUGGAAACGGAGCGCGACACGGCG